This is a messenger RNA of Closterium sp. Naga37s-1, 3186 nucleotides long. The record is from the annotation of a GenBank genome assembly. Lineage: Eukaryota; Viridiplantae; Streptophyta; Zygnematophyceae; Desmidiales; Closteriaceae.
AUGGCGGGAAUCGCACCGGGCUGCCCGAAACUGGAAAAGCUGAAAUGGGCUCUUGACGUCACUGGAGCUCAACUCCCGCUAUGCGCGCUCGGUUCUCUCCUACACACAACAGCCGGCGCUACCCCCCGUGCACCUCCUCCCCUCACUGCAGUCCCUCUCUCUCUCCUCUAUGUUCCCUCGGACUACCUCUCCAUUCCCCGCUGCUCCUCCCUCACCUCUCUCACCCUUUGGGCUCCCAAAUCCUCCACACUCUCCUCCCUUGCCUUCUCCUCCUCCCCUCUUCUCUCUUCCCCCUCCUCCCCUCUCUCCUCCUCCUCGUCCUCCCCCCUUGCUUCCUCUCCCCCAUCCCCUCUCCGCACGUCUCUCUCAUCUCUCACCAUCCAUUCCGCCAAACUUCAGGGCUCUCUCGCAUCCCUCGCCUUCUUCCCCUCCCUCUCCUCCCUCUCCCUCCACUCCUGCACCGUCGACCCUUACGAACUCCGCUCUCUCUCGCGCUCCCUUCACUCCCUCACCAACCUCACCAUCCACUCCUGCCCACUCGUCUCCUCCCACUCCAUCACACCCAUUCUCCAAGCCAACCCUGCUCUCUCCUCCCUCUCCCUCCACGGCACCACCUACCGUCUGUUCGGCGCACAGAGCUUCCGCUCCCUUCUCUCUCACUCCUCCUCCCAACUCCACUCCCUCCACCUCGCUGGUCUACCCUCCUUCCGCCCGGGCUUGCUUGCAGCAUGCAGUGCCCUGCGGUCGCUCAGCCUGGAAGGGGUGGUUGGAUCCUUGGACUCGUUGUUGCCAGGGGCUGUGUCACUGGACAGCCUUGUAGGCCUGCUUGUUCAGGUGGAGCGGAGAGGAGGAGGCGCAGGAUGGGAGGCAGGAGGGCACGGAGGAGCGGACGGGCGGGAGAGAGGACAAACAAGUACUCCUUCAGCAGCUGCACCGGUAUUACCAAGGGGGGGCAACACGCAGUGGGGCAAGUACGUGGAUAUUCGCAGAGAGGGAGAGGCAGCACAGGCGGACAAGCUCGCAGCGGUGAGAGACGUUAUUGAUUUCUUGGCAAUUGCUGAGGAAACCCAUGAUGCUGCUUUUGCCGAGGCCAAUCAGAUGGUGCGAGCUGUAGGCGAGAGUGCUAUGGCUCGGAUCGCUGCGAGACUCGGAAAUAUCAGGUUUGGGAUCUCAGUGUGCCGGUCCUUCUCUGCCUCGGUCCGUGAGUCCAAUGCGGCUAUGGAGUGGGAGGAAAAACUUAUGAGGUCCUUUGACGCUGCUACUGCUUCUUCUUCUUCUGCUACUGCUGCUGCUCCUGCCGCUCCUGCUGCUAACUCCAAUGUAGCUGCUGCUGCCGCUGGUCCAGUGGCGUGGUUCUUUUCUUCAGAGCUGGAUUCUGGAGAAGAGGUCAGGGAUGGGGAGGAGGAAGAAGUAGUUGAAAUCAUGGAUGGCACGCUGGCUGAUGAAUCCUUUCCUGAGAGUGUGCUGGGUGGGUUGCGGUCUGGUGCGGUGGAUACACGUGAAGCGGCUCUGAACAGGCUGCAAGAGAUGGUACGCCAGCUGAUGGUCGCCAUGCGUGCCGUGUAUGCUAGCUUCCGGCUCAUGCGCCCACUCCUCUCUGAUCCCAGGGAUGCUCCUGGAGGAUCAGGGGCGGAUGGUGGAGCAGCAGCCGCAGCAGCAGCAGCAGCAAAUGGAAGAGUAGCAGUGAAUAGAGUGGUGGGAGGAGGGGGGGCAGAAGCAUUGCAGCAGGCGGGAAACGCACUAGAAGGUCGAGGGCCAGCGGAGGUGGCGGCAGGAGAGGUCGCAGCAGGGGAGGUGGCAGCAGGGGAGGUGGCAGCAGGGGAGUUUGCAGCAGGGGAGGUGGCAGCAGGGGAGGUGGCAGCAGGGGAGGUUGCAGCAGGGGGGGCGGCAGUAGGGGAGGCGGCAGUAGGGGAGGUGGCAGCAGGGGAGGUGGCAGCAGGGGAGGUGGCAGCAGGGGAGGUGGCAGCAGGGGAGGUGGAAGCAGGGGAGGUGGCAGCAGGGGAGGUGGCAGCAGGGGAGGUGGCAGCAGGGGAGGUGGCAGCAGCAGGGGAGGUGGCAGCAGGGGAGGUGGCAGCAGGGGAGGUGGAAGCAGGGGAGGUGGCAGCAGGGGAGGUGGCAGCAGGGGAGGUGGCAUGGCAGCAGGGGAGCACUCGGCCAAUGUCCUUUCAGUCCAUUGCUCGAGCUGCUGUUUUUGGACAGUUGAAGCGGCUCCAUGUGGUGCGCUGCUUGGGGUUGGAGGAGCAGGAUUGGCUCCAGCUGCUUGCUGCAUGUGCUAAGUUGGAGCAGCUGAGGGUGGAACAAGAUGACACAUUCUCAGAUGCAGUUGUGGCGAGAAGCAGACUGCAAACACUCGCUAGUUGGACUGUGGUCAUGUGUGAGAAGAUUACGGCAGCAAGCAUUGGAGGGGUGCUAGGAAGCUUCCCUAUCAACGCCAUGGACAAUCAAAAGCAGCAUCCCCCGCUACCCCCCACUAAAAUCACAGCACCUGACGGAUCCGCCGCUUCCGGCGCUGACACUGCUUCCGACGACGCGGGAAUAAAGAUGGUUCUCCCCAACAUUAGUUUCUCCAUGCGUCAACCCACCAUCGGCGCAACUGGCGCUCCGCCUGGCGGAGACACCCCCGGCGGGCCUUCCCCCCAUCGCGGCCCAACCCCCGCGCUUCCCCCCUAUCCCCCGCCGUCCAAUGAGGGUUACCCUUCUGACGGAAGAUACCCGCCGGAUUCUUCGCCGUGCUCCACGGGGCUCGGUGCGCUUAGCAUCGGCGGGGACGGUGGAGACAUGCACGGGGAUGCGCGCGGGGAGCACGGGGAACACAGGCAGAAGCGCGGAGAGAUGAUUGGGGGAAGCGGCGGGGGGGGCGGGGGGAGCGGGGAGCAGAAGCGUUGGCCGGGGUGGCCGGGGGAUAUCGUUCUCCGGUUCAUGGUGUGGAUGGGGAAGGUGGGGAGCAUCACAGGGCUGCGCGGGGAGUAUGUGAAGAAGAUCUGUGACGAGACCAAGGCGCGUGUUAAGAUCGUGGAGGGCGCUCCGGGCACUGACGAACGCGUGGUGCUGGUGUCAGGCAGGGAAGACCCUGACUCAGAGCUCCCGCCAGCCAUGGUGGCGAUGCUGCGUGUGCGCCGUCGGAUCGUGGAGGGCGUAUCUGAGGACAAACCACCUCUUGCCGUUUUCCUCCCCCGCCUCCUUUGA